AAAAAAAACGUAGAAACAACUCAAGUUUCAUAAUACACGUCUAAGAACAAAACCGACUUUUGGGAUUUUUCCAGUCAUAAACCUUGGCCUCUAUCAGUCGAUGAUAAACAUGAGGGCUCUUGUGCUCCUUGGUCUCUUCGUGCUCUCUGUGAAUCAGAUCCCUGGUUCAUCCAGCACCCCUGGUUCAUCCAGCACCCCUCCAUUGGGGACCUUUGUAGCUGGGUGUCAUGAACGCAAUUUCUGGCUGUCCAUCAAGUCCAGCUUCCUAGGGCACAUGGUGCGCUUUGAUAUUGAAGAUGGCACUGGCAUACACUUCCUAUCUAGACAGCGAGCUACUGAAUGUGGCUACACCAUUCUGUUCGAUCACCAUGGAAACCUGGUGUUCCGUGCGUCAUACCUGGCCUGCUAUGUGGACAAUAAGGCGGACUCUGAGUUCCGGCUGCAGGUGUGGUUUGUGAACGGGAAGGCAGGUGGGGGGGUGAGAGCCUACCCUUUACUCCUGCACUGCCUCCUGCCUCAGUCCUGGAGCCCACGAGAAGUCAUCUGUGAGGCAAACUACAUGGAGGUUUCCAUCAAGCCACAGAUCCCAGUUCCUCAAAACUAUAGCAUGAAGUGGAUGGAUACUCCCCCUAUGUCAUCUGAGGAGAAGGAGCAGCUGAAACAAGAAGGCAUGGUGGUGUUCUACAGGCUUGGAGUUGUCCAGGGACAACCCUGGUCUGUGGGGGAGGUCCUGUCAUUAGGAUACAUCAUUAACGUCACAGACACCCGUGUUGUACUCCGCUGUGCUUACUCUUCUCCCCAGUCUUACAGACUCAUGGACAAGGGAGUGUUGGUGGAGGCAGUCAGUGCUGUCAUUCUGGUCCAGAGGCAAGGGCUUCUCACAGCGAUUGAUGUCUCAGGAGCAUGCAUAAUGAAUGAUGCUGUGGUGGAAGGGGAACAUCUGGUGUGGUCGUCUCCCCUAAUUCUCAGCCUACUGGUGCACGGAGCAUUUAAUCACAACAGCAUGAGGCUUGGGGUUGACGGGCAAGCCCUGAGUGAGUGUGCGGUCCGUGAGCGUGGCUACAAGGUCACUACAAAUGACAGAGUGCUGCAGGUCAGGAUUCCAUUUGGUGCAGAGGGAACACACACUCGGGGUGCUGGAGUGAAUGGACAGCUCUCCAAGGCUGUUUCUCUGGACCUUUUUUUCAUGCUUGAGUGGCAGGAUGACCUUUGGCCUCUUACUCAACACCGCACAUUCAGACAUCUCCUCUCCCCCUACCUACCCCACACACCAAUACUCAUCAACGACACCGUGUGCUCUGAGAAGACGUUUUCCAUCACUGUGGGUGUGUUCCCAUGGGAGAUGUCCCUUAAGAAGUUGUCCAUAGGAGGAGAACCUGUGGCAUGGCCAGACGCACAAAAACAGGCCCUCCAUGUCUGUCAGGUCCACUUAAAGAAUGGGAGCUACAUUUAUCAAUUAAGAGUGCCUUUCUCAAACCCUUCUAUAUCCCAGAAGCGCAUGAGAGGAGGGUACAGGAGGCUGAGCCUGGCGUUCGUCCUCACCCUCAGUCUCUCGCCCAGCGCUGAGGAGUUCAACUACAGCGCCACCGUAGUCUGUGACGUGAAGGAGGCAGCAGACACAGGUCCGUGGCUGGAGGGGGGGUGCACUGAGAGCGGGGUGCAGGUCCUGCUUCACUAUGGCACCAGGGGGCGGCCGUGGGAGUUGUAUGUGGGGGACCGGCAGCUGGACUGGGAGCUGGUGGAGCUGGGAGACUUCCGGCUGGAGCUGGAGGAGGAUUACCUCGGUGUUGAGCUUCCUCUCUAUGCCCCCGGGAUGACCUAUGAGAACCUGACACUUCAGGGUGUAGUUGCAAAGGUAGACAUGAGUGUAGUUGAACUGGAUGCAGUCCAGGUGCAGCACAACAUAACGCAGCGUUGCAGCUUCCCUGUCCGAGAUCUUCAGGUGUGUCUUCCCGAGGGGAGAAUGGUGGUUGUCGUGGAUACGUCCCGCACCCUUCCCCUUACCCCACCGAACAGCGUCACCCUAAUGGAUCCAUCCUGUGGACCCAAUCAAACAGACAGCACCAGGGCUCUGUUCAACUUCACCCUCGAUUCAUGUGGUACCACUCAGACUGUGGAUGGAGAUUACCUGGUGUAUGAGAACCAAGUGGUGUACCCCCACGAUCUCCAACCCACGGCUGAGCCCGUCAUUCACAGAUACUCCCCCUACAGGCUGACCGUUCAAUGCCGCUUCCCAGCAAAUCAAACUUUCCGAGUCUCUUUCCGGCAUCCAACAGACACCUCAGUUUCCCUGCCACUGCCACGCAAGAGAGGACGCAGAUCCAAGCGUAGGUUUCCGCGGCGACCCUUUGUUAGAGGUCCCAGGAAUGAUAAACACACAUUGCUCCUCGAAUAUUUCGCUAUCCUUUUAUUGCUAAGCAAAUAUAUUGAAGCAAACCAAAAGCAGGUCCCUCUUAAGGUGACCGCAGAAUGCAAGGAGGCAAGUAUGUUAUUCUCCAUGGAACAUUCGGGAAUGGACGUCCAGUGGGAGAUUGGCAGCCUUCCCCUGACGCAGCGAAUGGCCAUGAUUCGCGGUUACAUCAUGCGAAACACCGCUAAGCACAUGACCCUGGAGGUCCCGUUAUUUUCUGUUGGUUACAGAUACGAGGACAUCAACCUCAAGCACUUCUAUGCGAGUUUUGAAGUAAUCUUCAGAGACACUGAGACCCUGAAUAUUUCAGUGACUAAAGUUCAGCGAUGUCUCUUCAAAACCCAUGAACUCAUAGUGUGUGGCCCUGAGGGAGUGGUCAGUGUAGUGACGAGCACAGCCAUGGUCCGACCUCGGAUGCACCCCAACAGGACCUCCCUCCUGGAUAGCAGGUGUCGACCAGAGGAGACGGACAACAAUCGGAUGCUCUUCGUCUUCACAGUGGACACCUGUGGGACUAAGAGCAGGAUUGAUGCAAACUAUGUGACCUAUGAGAAUGAGGUUGUUUUACUGCGAGAGCUUUUCCCAGCGAGACAACCCAUCAUCACCAGAGACUCUGCCUUCAGGCUGACUGUUCGUUGCCAUUACCGUGCUACCCCCAUCUCCAUUCUUCCUGUGGACAGCAUACCGCGCAACAGCCUUCUGACACCUGGCAGGGGCUCCAUCGUUGAGAUGCGGCAAGACAAGACUAGAAUACGAAGCAGGUUUAAGGCUGUUGGCAGUGAUUUCAUUGGCAUUGUGAGGGCCAAGGCUGCAGUCCCACAGGCACAGCAGCUCAUGCAGGAUGAUGUCGCCGCAGAACCCAAAGGUGCUUCUAUGUGCCGGCCCUUGUGAUCGUCUCUGCGCUGGGCAUAUAACUUGCUGCCGCAAAGACAAUGUUCUGUUUGAAAUAAACAAAUUCAAUCAACAA
Clupea harengus (Atlantic herring) is the source of this 3377-nucleotide messenger RNA. RefSeq lists its product as uncharacterized. The transcript has 26 exons. The coding region runs from base 101 to 3301 and encodes 1066 amino acids. Lineage: Eukaryota; Metazoa; Chordata; Actinopteri; Clupeiformes; Clupeidae. The record is from RefSeq and is a predicted model, not a curated record.